Messenger RNA from Staurois parvus, 286 nucleotides. NCBI's taxonomy places the organism in Eukaryota, Metazoa, Chordata, Amphibia, Anura, Ranidae. The record is from the annotation of a GenBank genome assembly.
UCCGGGGAGACCAGAUAUAGUGAAUGCAGGGUCCGGGGAGACCAGAUAUAGUGAAUGCAGGGUCCGGGGAGACCAGAUAUAGUGAAUGCAGGGUCGGGAGACCAGAUAUAGUGAAUGCAGGGUCCGGGGAGACCAGAUAUAGUGAAUGCAGGGUCCGGGGGAGACCAGAUAUAGUGAAUGCAGAGUCCGGGGAGACCAGAUGUAGUGAAUGCAGAGUCCGGGGAGACCAGAUGUAGUGAAUGCAGGAUGUAGUGAAUGCAGGGUCCGGGGAGACCAGAUAUAGUGA